UCAAAUUGUAGGGUAGUAUUUUUGCACCUGAAAAUAAUUAACUCAGAGAGUAUGCUGGACAAUGGACUACCUCGUAUGCAGUGUCGAUGUAUUGGAGAAUGCCCGGACCACAAAUACAACUCCACAUGCGACCUGAAACCCAACGCAAAGUGCUUCAAAAAGUUGUACAUUAAUGAAUAUGGUGAAGAGGAGUUACGAGCUGGGUGUUUAGGUUCACAAGAUGAUUACUUGAACCAAUGUCAUAAUAAAGCAAAAACAGAAUUCGAAGAUCCAACUGCAGUGGCUUGCUGCAACAAUGGUACAAUGUGCAACGAUUAUUUAGACCUCGGGUUGCCUGAAUAUUAUGAUGAACCAUCUGACACACCAGAAGCAAAUUCGGAUGUUAUCACCGUUAUAGCUGUUACAGUGCCAGUCUUCUGCUUUUUGUUUGGUUUAAUAAUAAUGUUUUAUUACAUAAGAUUAUGCCGUAGAGAAUCGCUACGACGACGUCAAAUUGAGAAUGAAAACAAAAAAGCUCUUUGUCCUGUUUUAUAUGGAGAUCGGGGAGACUUGGAAGGACAUAAUGAGAUGAUGGAAAAUUGGUCCUCACUUGCUGGUACAUCUUCAGGAUCAGGGAUGCCUCUACUUGUACAGAGAACGAUAUCACGACAGAUCGAAAUUCUUCACGAAAUUGGAAAAGGCAGAUAUGGGACAGUGAUGCUGGGGAAAUGGAGAGAAGAGAAAGUUGCUCUUAAAAUAUUUAAUUCCAGUGAUGAAGAAAGCUGGUUUCGAGAAACUGAAAUUUACCAAACUGUGUUGCUACGUCAUGACAAUAUAUUAGGUUUCAUAGCAGCCGAUAUAUCUGGUGCUGGCUCAUGGACUCAGCUGUUCCUAAUUACAGAGUACCACAAGCAUGGCUCCUUAUACUACUACCUACAAAACAGAGCCAUCAACAUAGCAGAAGCUCUUAAACUUGCUUAUACAGCUUGUUGUGGGUUAGCACAUCUACAUACAGAGAUAGCUGGCACACAAGGCAAGCCAGCCAUUGCACACAGGGAUGUAAAAUCGCAGAAUAUUCUCGUAAAACUUGAUGGACAAUGUUGUAUUGCAGAUAUGGGACUGGCUGUCUGUUUCUCCAGAUUACAUGAAACGAUUGAUGUUGGAAAGCAUGACCGCUCAAGAAGACAAGGUACCAAGCGUUACAUGUCACCUGAGGUGCUUGCCCAGUCUUUUCACCCAGACUCCUUUGAAGCAUACAAAGCAUCAGAUGUGUACAGCUUUGCUUUGGUGUUAUGGGAAAUAAUCAACAGGACUGAAGUCAACGGAUUUGCAAAUGACUACCAUCUUCCCUACCAUGAUGUGGUGGGUAAUGACCCUGAUUUUGAUGAGAUGAGAAAAAUAGUUGUUCUUGAAAAUCUCAGACCAGAGAUUUACAAACAGUGGCAAGCACAUAAGAUAAUGUCAACAUACACUACAACCCUGCAAGAAUGUUGGUCCCCUCGACCCGAGUCUCGUCUCUCAAUGCUCCGUCUCCGCAAGACUCUCUACUUUCUCCUCAAUGGUGGACGAGGCCCAGUGGAGGCGGGAAGCUCUGAAAGUGACCGAAAACCGUCUGCCUCUUCCAGCUCUUCUGUUAAAGAAGAGGAGCAUUCAAGUUGCUGAGAAAUCGUGAAAAUAUUUUCAAUUUCUCGUUCUUUUGGGUACUACAAUUUCAGUUCUUUGUUUUCAAAUAUAGCUGCGUUUUGAUUUUCUUAACAGACACCUCAGUUAACCAAUGCGAGAACACCACAUGUAGAUCUGCCUAAACUCGUGUAUACCUUUUCAGUUCUUUGUUGACACAUUUCUGUACCAGAAUGCAAUCCUUAGUUGGUGCUAAAGGUAAAAACAUUUCUCAAGUGCUAAAAUAGUUACCAUUCCACAUUAGAAUACAUCUUGUUUUUUUUUCUACUUCGAGUGUGUCGUAUUUUGUUUGUAAAGAUGUAUUUUGUACAGUCGUUUUUAAAAUACAUUUUAAAAAAGAAAACAAAUUAGAAAAGGUAAUGUUUAGUCGUAACGAAUGCAAUUGUGCCAGUUUUGUGAUAAUAAAGUAAUAAAUAUUAUCGA
Messenger RNA from Ciona intestinalis (vase tunicate), 2082 nucleotides. It is a transcript of the gene tgfbr-ib, whose product is annotated as transforming growth factor beta receptor. Gene Ontology annotation, molecular function: metal ion binding; transmembrane receptor protein serine/threonine kinase activity; ATP binding. Gene Ontology annotation, cellular component: plasma membrane; signaling receptor complex. NCBI's taxonomy places the organism in Eukaryota, Metazoa, Chordata, Ascidiacea, Phlebobranchia, Cionidae. Gene Ontology annotation, biological process: protein phosphorylation; cellular response to growth factor stimulus; cell surface receptor protein serine/threonine kinase signaling pathway. The record is from RefSeq and is a predicted model, not a curated record.